Molecule: messenger RNA, 366 nt
Organism: Capronia epimyces CBS 606.96
Lineage: Eukaryota; Fungi; Ascomycota; Eurotiomycetes; Chaetothyriales; Herpotrichiellaceae
Exons: 2
Coding region: 1-366 (121 amino acids)
Cellular component (GO): membrane; cytoplasm; mitochondrion
Source: RefSeq, a predicted model, not a curated record
AUGGCCUUGUAUGGUGGCCUCAUUUUCGGACCAGCGGCCACCCAGUGGUAUUCCUUCUUGCAGAAAUACAUCCACGUGCGGUCACAAAACGCAACAAUCGCCGCGCGAGUUUUGGCGGAUCAAGUAGUCUUUGCUCCGUGCAAUAUGGCCCUUUUCCUGUCCAGCAUGUCAAUCAUGGAAGGCAGUGAUCCGAAAGAAAAGCUUGAAAAGACUUAUCUGCCUGGGCUGAAGGCGAACUGGGUAUUAUGGCCGGCGGUCCAGGCGGUGAACUUCAAGCUAGUACCGUUGGAGCAUCGAGUUCUGGUGGUAAACAUUGUUAGUCUUGGUUGGAAUUGCUUCCUGAGUUGGCUGAAUAGUUCCAAGUGA